Messenger RNA from Lasiodiplodia theobromae, 1164 nucleotides. Its product is annotated as DNA double-strand break repair protein. The record is from RefSeq and is a predicted model, not a curated record. Bases 1 to 1164 code for a protein of 387 amino acids. The transcript is spliced from 4 exons. Lineage: Eukaryota; Fungi; Ascomycota; Dothideomycetes; Botryosphaeriales; Botryosphaeriaceae.
AUGGCUGCGAAGAGGAUAUUACGCGUGCGAAGGACCGAUGUCGAUGAAGCCACUCCCGCUUACGCACUGCUCUCCGUCGAAUCCGCCGGGCCCGAGCCGCUCGACGUCAAGCUCGUGGGCACCGAGGGCGAGAACGUCUUCGCCGCUUCAGUUCGCGAGGCUCAAAUCAGGAAUUUCAAAUCCAGAGCCAGCGACGAUCAUGAGUGGGAAGUAAUACUGCGCUCCGGCCUCCUACAACACCCAGCGGAUGGGGAUGACGCGAAGCUGCUGGAGAACCUGGAGAUCGUCGCGUCCGUGAUUGAUCAGCAGCUGAAGCUCACAGUGCGAAAGAAUAUCGAGGGUAUCACGCAACGGCUAGGUGUGAUCCCACUGCCGGAGGAUCGCAACACGGAAAUUGAAUUCUUCGAAUGGACCGCGAUCGCCGUCAACGCCGCCUCUGUCGCUCGUGGCGACGCUCGCGACCUCCAAAACAAGUGCGAGGCGCAGCAGGUCACAAUUAACAAACUCAAAUCGCAGCUUGACGACCUGAUCCAGGCCAAGCAGGAUCAUGAGGGCGCGCUCCUUGCAAAGUUCCAGGACCUUCUCAAUGCGAAGAAGCUAAAAAUCCGGGAUCAGCAACGUCUGCUUGCAGGAGCAAAGGUGGAUCCCGCCGCAGCGGCCGCGGUUGAGCAGGCCAGGGGCACCACGAGGCAUACCACCCGGCCCCGCAAGGCCGGGCCCUCCCGGGCCUCUAAGCGCAAAGCGAUCGCGAAGACACCUGUCCAUGACUCCGAUUCUGAGCUCGAUUCACGCAUGGACGUGGAUGAUGACGACGCCAGAGCCAAGUUGGAAGUGAAAGAGGAGAUCGCGGAGCCUGCCACCGAGCAGUCUGACCUCGAGACGACCGAAGACGAAGAUGAUGACGACGACGACCUUGACGCAAUGCCUGCCUCCCGUCCGUCUAAAACCAGCGAAGGGUCUAGAGGCAAAGCAAUUGAGACAGCGACACCGAACCAAAGCUCUCACCGCCAGAAAAGCCCGGAAGCACUCCCGCCACGCCGGGAACUGCCCUUCCCCAGGAAUCAGAGCAAGCAGCCGCGUAACGAACCCGUCAAGAAGGCGCCGGCUACCCGGACGGUAGUACAAGAUGACGACGAGAGUACGACGGACGAUGACGAACUCUAA